Molecule: messenger RNA, 1921 nt
Organism: Aspergillus homomorphus CBS 101889
Lineage: Eukaryota; Fungi; Ascomycota; Eurotiomycetes; Eurotiales; Aspergillaceae
Product: MDM34 family protein
Exons: 3
Coding region: 87-1790 (567 amino acids)
Biological process (GO): mitochondrion organization; phospholipid transport
Cellular component (GO): ERMES complex
Molecular function (GO): lipid binding
Source: RefSeq, a predicted model, not a curated record
UCUUGCUCUCGUCACUGGUUAGACUUGUGAUGAGUCAAUAAAUACUAUCUUUUAUACUAUAGCCUCCCUUGCACCUGGGAACGGCGAUGGCGUUCAACUUCAACUGGUCGCCGCUUAUGGCGGACGCGAGUUUCUAUACUCGUGCCCAAGACCUGCUGACGGCUGCCUUGAAUAAAUCGCCUAAACCGCCUAUCAUCGUCGACGACAUCAUCGUCACUGAAUUGAAUCUUGGUUCCAUCCCCCCCGAACUGGAGAUCUUGGAAAUUGGGGAUUUGGCGGAGGAUCGCUUUCGAGGCAUCUUCAAGAUGUCAUAUACUGGAGAUGCCUUCCUUACCCUGAAGACGCGCGUUCAGGCGAAUCCUCUCAAUACCUACCUCCUCACUCGUCCCUCCUUCGCGACUCCCAUGCCCGUCGCUGCAGCAACUCCUCUCACCAUCCCCCUGCAAAUUACCCUCUCCGAUUUCAAGCUCUCCGGCUUUGUCAUCUUAGUGUUUUCGAAGCAAAAAGGCAUCACCGUCGUUUUCCGGAAUGACCCCCUCGAAUCGCUUAAAGUCUCGUCGACUUUCGACUCUAUUCCGUUUGUGCGCGACUUCCUGCAAAGAGAGAUAGAAGCACAGCUUCGGAUUCUGUUCAUGGACGAAUUGCCCGCCAUCAUACAUCGUUUAUCCCUUCGACUGUGGGUCCCAGAGUAUCGCGCGGGAGAGGAGCUACAGAAUGAAGCUACGGACACUGCAGGCGAAGGCCCCGGCCAAGAUCCGCUGGCAAGCCCGCCGCAAGACCCGGUUGAUGCCUCUGGAAACGCCCUGGACGAAUCGGAGAUCGCAUCACUUUCCCUCGAUUCGACUGUCGAAACUCAUUCCUUAUUCUCGCAAAAGAACCUCCUCCGGCUGGCCGCCCUUACGGAUUCACAGCGGACAUUAUCACUUUUCACCCCGUCCAUUCAGGAAGUCGUCUACCGUGCAUGGACUUCGCCAUCCGACUCGGGCGAUCUCUCGGGAGGCGUGACGUCACCUCUGAGUCCAAUGCUUUCCAGGACGCAUUCGCAAAUUGGUGGCAUGUCCUCCUCUUUCCAGGACACAGCCAGUAUGGUGUCCGCACACAGCCGGUCCUCCGCAAACACACACACAUUCAGCAGUUACGGCUUGAAUCUGGGCUCUGGUCGUCAUUCGAAGUCCAACGCGAGGAGACGGAAGAAGCGUGUCGUCGAUCUGCGUCGCCCUAAGACUACGGACGACGCGGUCAGCGUCAGUGGUGAGAGUACCUACACGGAGACUACGAGCGCCGCAUCGGUCUACUCAGCUCCUCUACCUGUGAUGAGCGAACAGACCGAUGAUCCAGUGACGCCCCCGCUUUCGCCCAACAGCGACCGCCAUCUUCCGACGAUCCCCGAACGACAUCGUAUGAGUCUUUCAAGACCUGCCAUGCCUCGGCGUGAUAUUGCAACCGAAAUGUUGCAGGAUGCUGGUGAAUCUUCGUCGUCCGCGGCUUCCCGUCAUCCUGCAGUCGGUGACGUGGAUGCCACCCCUCGGGUUUCCGUACACCCCCACAGCACCUCCCGCCGGGAGAGUGAGAAACACCAGGAACCGGAUGUUCCACGCAGCCUGCCUGCCACAGCCCUUCCAUUCACGGAUACGAAAACGUCCAACGUCGUGGAUCAGGCCCUGGUUGAAAGACUCGCCGGUGAAAUUGCUCGUCGCAUGCGCGAUGAGAAGCUGACCCCUGGCGGCACUUGCAGUGCCUUCUGGGAUCGCCUCAGUCAUGACGAUGCGCCUCCGGCGUAUGGUCAGUAAUCUUACUUUUAAGGUUCUCAAACAGGUCUCUCCUCUCCUUCACCUUCCUCUAUUCUCCUCGGACUUGAACCCGUGAUCAAUAAAGUCCUCGAAGCUCCAACAAGACCGAAGCUAUUCAUGACCGAUACGAC